GCUUUUGGAUACCUUUUUGGCAACCUAUCAUACUCUCUCUCUCUCUCUCUCUUCCCCCGAUAAAUUUGUCAACCUCUAUAUCACGUUGCAGAGAGAGAAUGAGAGAGAGAGAGAGAGAUGUGCUAACUCAUGAACUGCUCUGAUGCUUGUGCCAGCCAUAAACAUUGUUAUUAGAUGAAACAUCAGACUUGAAGAGGAAUUGAAACAUGAUGCUGAAAGAUAUACUCUUGAUGUGCAUUGAUGAAGCAAUUUUUCUUUUGUCUAAAGAAUCCUGAAGUUGCUUGUUGCGAGUGAAGUGAUGGCCAAACAUCUUCUCUAGCAAAGCAGCUAGUAUCUGCUGCCUGAUUGCCGACGCCGCCGGAAUCUGCGAAGUCUCCACGAGCAGCGUCGUCGGAUAAGGCAGCCGGCACGGCAAUGCCGGUUCCCCUUGCCCCGUAUCCAACUCCUCCUGUGCCAUUUACACCUCCCAAUGGGGCGCAAAGCCAGCUUGUUUGCACCGGUUGCCGGAAUCUUCUCAUGUAUCCAGCCGGUGCAACAUCGGUAUGCUGCGCAGUUUGCAGUACCGUCACCGCCGUGCCGGCUCCGGGAACUGAGAUGGCGCAGUUAGUUUGCGGAGGAUGCCACACUCUCCUGAUGUACAUGCGUGGCGCGACAAGUGUACAAUGUUCUUGCUGCCACACUGUAAACCUGGCUAUGGAAGCAAAUCAAGUUGCGCAUGUAAACUGCGGCAACUGCCGUAUGCUGCUCAUGUACCAGUACGGUGCUCGGUCUGUCAAAUGCGCGAUCUGCAAUUUUGUGACAUUGGUUGGGGCCUCGCCUGGUGCAGAGCAGAAGCCAAGCACCUGAAGCCCCUGGAAAUACUGAUACCACCUCUGGAGGCAGUUUCUGAAAGGAUGGUUUGAGUGCACAUGUAUAGAGUUCUUCCCUGAAGCAAUUUUUUUCCUUCGCUGGACCUGGUGCCCUCGCAGAAUAAAUGAGGGUUUUGGAAAUAACUAGCGCUCAACUUCGUCGACUUGUCUGUAAAACCGAAUGAGAUAUAUAUAUAAACCUAUGAAGUUUAUGCA
Phragmites australis (common reed) is the source of this 1064-nucleotide messenger RNA. Its product is annotated as protein LSD1-like. NCBI's taxonomy places the organism in Eukaryota, Viridiplantae, Streptophyta, Magnoliopsida, Poales, Poaceae. The record is from RefSeq and is a predicted model, not a curated record. The coding region runs from base 415 to 846 and encodes 143 amino acids. The transcript is spliced from 7 exons.